This is a messenger RNA of Arabis nemorensis, 2106 nucleotides long. The record is from the annotation of a GenBank genome assembly. NCBI's taxonomy places the organism in Eukaryota, Viridiplantae, Streptophyta, Magnoliopsida, Brassicales, Brassicaceae.
AUGGCUUCUGAAGAUUCUAUCUCCUCGAACCCUCUGUUGCAGAAUUUCGAGUUUCCUCCGUUUGACAUCGUCGAUGCUCAUCACGUCAGACCAGGGAUUCGUGCUCUGUUGCAACAGCUCGAAGCUGAAUUGGAGCAGCUAGAGAAAACUGUGGAGCCUUCAUGGCCAAAACUAGUGGAGCCAUUAGAGAAGAUUAUUGAUCGUUUGUCUGUUGUUUGGGGAAUGAUUAAUCACCUUAAGGCUGUUAAGGACACACCCGAGCUUCGUGCUGCCAUUGAAGAAGUUCAGCCAGAGAAGGUGAAGUUUCAGCUAAGGUUGGGGCAGAGCAAAUCCAUUUACAAUGCAUUUAAGUUUGUUCGAGAAUCUCCAGACUGGAAAACACUAAGUGAAGCUCGUCAACGAUUAGUUGAAGCACAAAUAAAGGAGGCGGUUCUCAUUGGUAUUGCUCUUGAAGACGACAAGAGAGAGGAAUUUAACAAAAUUGAACAGGAACUUGAAAAACUUUCCCAUAAAUUUUCUGAGAAUGUUUUGGACGCUACAAAGAAGUUUGAAAAGUUGAUAACAGACAAGAUUGAGAUUGAGGGGUUGCCGCCAUCUGCACUUGGACUGUUCGCACAAGCUGCUGUUUCCAAGGGCCAUGAAAAUGCAACUGCUGACACUGGACCAUGGCUCAUUACACUGGACGCUCCUAGCUAUCUACCCGUCAUGCAACAUGCCAAAAAUCGUUCUCUGCGCGAGGAGGUCUACCGUGCUUACUUAUCUCGUGCCUCUUCGGGUGAUUUAGAUAACACAGCAAUUAUCGACCAAAUCUUGAAGCUUCGAUUGGAAAAGGCUAAGCUUCUUGGUUACAGAAAUUACGCUGAGGUAAGCAUGGCCACGAAAAUGGCUACUGUAGAGAAAGCAGACGAGCUACUAGAAAAGCUUCGUAUUGCUUCUUGGGAUCCCGCUGUUCAAGACUUAGAAGACCUUAAGAAUUUUGCAAAGAACCAAGGUGCUGCAGAAGCUGACAGUUUGACUCACUGGGACAUCACUUUCUGGAGUGAGAGGCUCCGUGAAUCCAAAUACGAUAUUAAUGAGGAAGAACUGCGACCUUACUUCUCACUGCCAAAGGUUAUGGAUGCGCUUUUCGGUUUAGCUAAGACACUAUUUGGAAUUGAUGUUGUGCCAGCAGAUGGUGUAGCUCCGGUCUGGAACAGUGACGUUAGGUUCUACUGCGUCAAAGAUUCUUCUGGAAAUCCAAUUGCUUAUUUCUACUUUGAUCCAUACUCUCGUCCUUCAGAAAAGAGAGACGGCGCUUGGAUGGAUGAAGUUUUCUCCCGCAGCAGAGUCAUGGCCCAGAAAGGUUCCUCCGUUAGGCUACCUGUUGCGCACAUGGUGUGCAAUCAAACUCCACCAGUUGGGGACAAGCCAAGCCUUAUGACAUUCCGUGAGGUAGAGACUGUGUUCCAUGAAUUUGGCCAUGCUCUUCAGCAUAUGCUUACCAAAGAGGAUGAGGGGCUCGUUGCUGGUAUCCGAAAUAUCGAGUGGGAUGCAGUUGAAUUACCUUCACAGUUUAUGGAGAACUGGUGCUACCACAGGGAUACCUUAAUGAGCAUUGCUAAGCAUUAUCAAACGGGAGAAACUCUUCCCGAGAAUGUAUACAAGAAGCUACUGGCUGCAAGAACAUUCCGUGCAGGGUCCCUUAGUCUUCGUCAGUUGAAGUUUGCUACAGUUGAUUUGGAGCUGCACACAAAAUAUACGCCAGGUGGGACAGAGUCUAUCUACGAUGUUGAUCAAAGGGUAUCUAUAAAAACCCAAGUGAUCCCUCCCCUUCCUGAGGACAGAUUUCUCUGUAGCUUCAGCCAUAUAUUUGCAGGCGGUUAUGCAGCUGGAUAUUACAGUUACAAGUGGGCGGAGGUUUUGUCUGCGGAUGCGUUUUCUGCUUUUGAAGAUGCUGGAUUGGAUGACAUAAAGGCUGUUAAAGAAACAGGACAGAGAUUCAGAAACACCAUCCUUGCUCUGGGAGGAGGAAAAGCGCCUCUACAAGUGUUUGUGGAAUUCAGAGGACGAGAACCUUCCCCUGAGCCUCUGCUCAGACACAAUGGUCUCUUGGCUGCUUCUGCUUGA